CCCGGGCAGACGUGGCAGCGCCCGGGGCCGCCCCGGCGGGAGGCGGCGCCGCGGGAGCCGGCGGGAAGGAGGGAGGGAGGGUCCGGGAGCCGCCAGUAAGGCUGGGAUAAAACCAUGAAUCUUCUACAACGGAGGAGCCAGCCCUGCAGGAACUGGACUGAGCUGAGCUCCCACCCGGAGCAGCUUGGCCUGUGGCUGUGCUAGAGCUGUGCUUUGGGCAGGCAGCGCCCAGGAGACGAUGCUCAGCCGCAGUGGUGCCCGCAGUGAGGGAUACGUCCAGGAGCUCUUCCAUGAGGAAGCACAGCAGGUAUCUCAAACACAGACCAAGCCCUGGUGGAAGAUCCAGCUGUUUGUAUGGGAGCCAGUGCUUUUUGGAACGUGGGAUGGGGUCUUCACCUCCUGCAUGAUCAACAUUUUUGGAGUGGUUCUUUUCCUGAGGACGGGAUGGCUUGUGGGAAACACUGGCAUUGUUAUGGGCAUGUUUCUGGUGUCCUUUGUCAUUCUGGUUGCCCUGGUGACAGUCUUGUCUGGAAUUGGGGUGUGUGAGAAGUGCAGCAUUGGAAGUGGAGGAGUCUACUCCAUGAUUUCUACUGUCCUUGGAGGUCAAGUAGGGGGCACCAUUGGCCUCCUUUACAUUUUUGGCCAGUGUGUUGCAGGUGCCAUGUACAUCACUGGCUUUGCAGAGUCCAUUGCAGGUGUCCUGAGCCUCAGCAACAUCUGGGCAGUGCGUGGCAUCUCCCUGGCCGUCCUGCUCGGCCUCCUGGGAAUCAAUUUGGCUGGGGUGAAGUGGAUCAUCAGGCUCCAGCUCCUGCUGCUCUUCCUGCUGGCUGUCUCCACACUGGACUUUGUCAUUGGGUCCUUUACACAUCUUGAUCCAGAGCACGGCUUCGUCGGCUACUCCCAAGAGCUGAUGUUCAACAACACCCUGCCAGACUACAGCCAGGGGGAGUCCUUCUUCACUGUUUUUGGAGUGUUUUUCCCAGCUGCUACAGGUGUGAUGGCUGGGUUCAAUAUGAGUGGAGAUCUCCAGAAGCCUUCUUCCAACAUCCCUCUGGGGUCUCUGGCUGCUAUUGGCACCUCGUGGUUUCUGUACAUUGUCUUUGUUUUCUUGCUGGGAGCCAUUUGUACCCGUCAGUCACUCCGCUAUGACUUCAUGAUAGCAGAGAAGGUAUCCUUGGUGGGGUUUUUGUUUUUGCUAGGGCUGUACAUCUCAUCCCUGGCCUCCUGCAUGGGAGGGCUGUACGGAGCACCCAGGAUCCUGCAGUGCAUUGCCCAGGAGAAUGUGAUCCCCAUGCUUGCCUUCCUUGGAUGUGGGAAAGGUCCCAACAAGACUCCAGUGGCUGCGAUUUGCUUAACAAGUCUCAUCACCAUGGCUUUUGUCUUCAUUGGGCAAGUGAAUGUUCUUGCUCCCAUAGUCACCAUCAACUUCAUGCUGACAUAUAUUGCCGUGGACUAUUCCUAUUUCUCACUGUCCUUGAGCUACAACAUUCAGCAGAAACCUGAGGAGACCCAGAUGGGAACUGCUAGACCUGCUGACUCUUCCCAGCCUUUAAUUUUCAACAAGCCCCCCAGCCGUGCAGCAGAUGGGGUAAUUCAAAGCAGAUCAAAUGGCACCUUGCUGGAAUUCAAAAAAGACAUGGACCAGCUUUUUAAACCAUUUUUUAGUGAGCCAAGUACUUGCAGAAAAGAAGGGGUUGAGAAUUUAACCCAAAAGGGCAAGCAAAAGAAGGUGAAGAAGCCAGCCAAGCAGACAUUACAAGACAGCUUUCUCCUGGAUCUCCACCACGAUGCUCCCCUGGCUCAGAACAGCUGGGAUGAGACCAUGGAGCCCUAUGGCAGGCAGCAGGACAUGGAUGAGCAGGGUGGUCAGUGGGAUGCAGGUCUGGGCUCAUCACCCCCUGCGGAUGCCCAGCACAUACCCAGGAGGCUGGAGCAGAGGGAAGAGCCCUGCAGUGAAGUGAUGAGGCUCCCUGGCCCAGGAGGAGAAGAAUCAUCUAUAAAACAACAAAAUCCAGAACUGGGAAUUCACCAAAUACCAGAAACCUUCUACUCCAGAUUUUUCAGUCACUGGAUUUCCUUUGCUGGUGCAAUUGUGUCCCUCAUCAUAAUGUUUGUCAUUCAGUGGAUCUACACCCUGGUCAGCCUGGGAGCAGCAGUUAUCCUGUAUUUCUACAUUGGCCAAGUCAGCCCAGGACUCCCUCUUGGAGCAGCAGCAAAUUUCAGUUUCUUUGGCUGGAUUAAGUCGGUUUUGAUCUCUUCAUGCAGGAGAAGGCCAACUCCCAAGGAGCAGAUCGUGGUGACACCAUCCUUUGCAACAGUUGGCAUGGAGACCAGGCAGCUCACCGAGGAGAACGCAGACUUCGCCUCACGGGACCGCUACCACCAGUCCUCGCUCAUCAGCAGAGAGGAAUUUGGGAGCCAGUUCCAGUGAAGGACACACACACACACAACCCCCCCCCAAAAAAAAAAAAAAAAAAAAAUCAAUCCAUCACUUCAAAAAGCAUUUAGAAGUGCUAAUGGCUGCAACGGGUGCCUUUUGAAAUACUUGAAUGUACACACAAAGGAUGUGAAUUGCUAUUUAUGUAUUUGAGGCUUGUUUGUUUAUGCAAACUACAGCAUUGCUGGGCUUCAAACCUUACCCAAACUGAGGGGAGAAAAUGGAAAUGAAAGGGCCAGUCUGGGAAGUGAUGAGUUACUGAAGACAGUAUAACCCUUUUAAGGAAUUCAAUUAUAAGCCCUAUUGGGUUCUAAAAAAGGUUGCUGCUCUAAAAGCUUGCAACACCCCAUUUCAGAUGUCCUCUGGGUGACUGGGGACACUCUGCCUGGAAGCAGUGACGUUGGCAGCAGGAGCCAGUGCCCCACUCCCAGCUGUGCCACAGAUGGAUGCGACCUUCCAGGUCAAUUCACUUCUCCUCUAGGCACGAAUUUCCCUGCUUGUAAUACAGUAAUUUUCUACCUCAGCAUUUCAAUUACCAAGGUCUUAGAAAGUAUUUUAAGACAUUAGACAAUAGGCCAGAAUCAGGGGCAAGUAUGAGAAGAUUAUGAAGUAUAUUCACAACUGAAAUCGCACAUUCAAGUGCAGUAAUGCAGGAUAAUGACCUCUUCUGUAAAACUGUGAAAUUAUGUCUUAGAAGCCCUUCAUAGUUAUUUCCCACAUCCUUUCUGAUGUGAGAGCUGAGACCUGAUGAAAUAGCUGGGCCCACUUAAAACAUCUCCUGGCUGAAGGGACAGAUGGUUCAGAAUUGCUUUAGCAAAAUAAGUUUACCCCCAGCACCACACAUCAGUUCUGACAUUAUGAGGAGGGGGAAAUCACUGCCUUUCACUUUGUUUCAUCUCUGAUAAUUUCAGCCUUUAGAUUAUUUAUUUCUCCUUCUGUGCAAUAAAAGCCUGAGACACCAGGAA
Haemorhous mexicanus (house finch) is the source of this 3402-nucleotide messenger RNA. It is a transcript of the gene SLC12A8, whose product is annotated as solute carrier family 12 member 8. The transcript has 14 exons. Gene Ontology annotation, biological process: chloride ion homeostasis; potassium ion import across plasma membrane; cell volume homeostasis. Gene Ontology annotation, cellular component: membrane. Bases 239 to 2431 code for a protein of 730 amino acids. NCBI's taxonomy places the organism in Eukaryota, Metazoa, Chordata, Aves, Passeriformes, Fringillidae. Gene Ontology annotation, molecular function: potassium:chloride symporter activity. The record is from RefSeq and is a predicted model, not a curated record.